Molecule: messenger RNA, 549 nt
Organism: Peronospora matthiolae
Lineage: Eukaryota; Oomycota; Peronosporomycetes; Peronosporales; Peronosporaceae
Source: the annotation of a GenBank genome assembly
AUGGCACUAGACGCUCCUGCAGUCGAGUAUCCGACUCCUGAAAGGCAGCAGAAGGCCGGAUCUUCCGUUGACGGAGAACAAGAAGAUCGGCGGUUUUCUGGUAAAGGUCUGCUCGGCAAAGGCUACCUUGGUAGGCUUUUUAAUCGAGUCAGGCGAGUCAAGGUCAAAUUUGGUGGCCGUCACGCUAACGGAGGCAAGUACCAUGAGAUUGAGGAAGAUCUAUCGUACGAAGAGCUCGAAUGUUUCAUCACCAUGGCUGACCGAACUCUUCGCAACAAUGGCCGGGUUUCCCUACGAAACCGGAGAUCUCUGACACAACAGGUGGUCUCGUACAUUGCACGUCUCACUUUUAGUGUAAACACACCCGCUACAGCGAGACUCGCAGACGGUAGGAUCUAUGAUCCGUCUUCGGAAGCCAUUGAGAAGUUUCGGACCAUAGAAGACUUUUUUGGCCCGGCAAAUACGGCGUUCAUGAUCUCGCAUGGAAAAAGGUCGUCCAAGUCGAAGGAAGUGGCAGAAAGAAUGGAAGUGCUGCAGAUCCGAAGGUGA